Molecule: messenger RNA, 1587 nt
Organism: Clavispora lusitaniae ATCC 42720
Lineage: Eukaryota; Fungi; Ascomycota; Pichiomycetes; Serinales; Metschnikowiaceae
Gene: FCY23
Product: Fcy23p
Biological process (GO): transmembrane transport
Cellular component (GO): fungal-type vacuole membrane; plasma membrane
Molecular function (GO): transmembrane transporter activity
Source: RefSeq, a predicted model, not a curated record
AUGGAUAAAUCCAAAACUGUCGAGGAGACACAUGACGUAUCUCACGAAUUACACCCAUUUAAGGUGCUUCUGAAGUUUCUGCGCAAGUUGGAUGCCUUUGGUGUGGAAACCAGAGGUAUCGAGCGGAUUCCCUCGUACGAGCGCUCUACUAACAAAGUGAGACAGCUCAUUACAGUUGUCGGGCUUUGGAUCUCUGCAUGCGGCGGCUUGUCGUCCAUGUCGUCUUUCUACUUGGGUCCUCUCUUGUUUGGACUAGGAUUGAAGAAGACGCUUAUCACCGGUUUACUUGGUCAAGCCAUCGGCUGCGGUGUGGCCGCCUACUGUUCGCUCAUGGGUCCCAGGUCGGGAUGCCGUCAGAUGGUGGGCGCCCGCUUCUUGUUUGGCUGGUGGCUUGUGAAGCUUGUAUGUAUUGCUUCGAUGGUGGGUGUGAUGGGCUGGUCGGUGGUGAACUGUAUUACUGGAGCGCAGAUUUUGUCGUCGAUGAGUGGUGGUUCUGUCCCGCUUGUGGUGGCGAUUGUGAUCAUUGCUUGUGUAUCGUUGGUGAUUUCCAUCGGCGGAAUCCGCUACUUGCUUCGCGUGGAGGCCUUUCUCAGUAUCCCGGUGAAUAUUGCGUUUUUGACCUUGUACAUCGUUGGCGCCAAGCAGUACGGCCACUUGACGUUGGCCGACUCGCCACUGGAAGAUGCAGCUACCGUCAGGGGCAAUGCCAUUUCCUUUUUUGCCUUGUGCUACUCCAUCACCUCCACAUGGGGGCUGAUUGCCUCCGAUUACUACAUUUUAUUCCCAGAAGACACUCCCGACGUGCAGAUUUUCUUCUUGACGUUUUUGGGAAUCUUGAUUCCAACCACCUUUGUCGGAGUUGCCGGUAUCUUGAUUGGUAAUGUUGCCUUGACCUAUGAACCCUGGAACACAGCAUACACAGAAAUGGGAAUGGGUGGCUUGUUGAAUGCUGCUUUUGAGCCAUGGGGCGCUGGAGGCAAGUUCUUGUUGUGUCUUAUUUUCUUGUCUUUGAUCUCCAACAACAUUUUGAACACAUACUCUGCCGCAUUUGGUGUGCAGUUGCUUGCUCUUCCGCUUGCACGAGUUCCAAGAUGGAUGUGGGCUAUUUUGCUUACUGCCGUGUACUUGGUUUUGUCCAUUGUGGGCCGGUACCAUUUCGCUCUGAUCUUGGGCAAUUUCUUGCCCAUGGUCGGUUACUGGAUUACCAUGUAUUUUGUGAUGUUGCUUGAGGAAAACACUAUUUUCCGUACAGAUAGAUUUAUCCAUUUGUACACAAAAGAGUUUUCUGAGCAGGAGCCCAAGGUCUCGAACGUGGGUGGCCAUCUCUACAAGCGCAAUGUCCACUAUAAUUUUGACAUUUGGAACGACUACGACAAAUUGACACUGGGCUAUGCGGCCACAUUCGCCUUUGCUGCCGGAGCUGCCGGAGCUGCAGUAGGAAUGUCGCAAGCCUACUGGAUUGGGCCCCUUGCUAAGAAAGUUGGCGGUGAAUAUGGUGGUGACAUUGCCAUGUGGCUUUGUUUGGCCUUUAGCGGUGUGAGUUACCCCGGCCUAAGGUAUUUGGAAUUGAAAAAGUUCGGCAAAUAA